CGUGAGACGCGUCGCGCGUGCAUCAUCCUGCGCAUACAGCUUACCCCCUCGUCUCGAGCACAGUGUCUCUCCUGCCUUGUGAUUGCAUCGGUGUUUUGCACCCUUCUUUACCCCGACACCGCUGGAAAGACACGAUGGCAAACUUUCACGCUGUUCUACUUUUUGAAUUGUUAUGUCGAGUUCUGGGACUGAACAAUGAAGGCCCAGGGACAACGCAUCAUCACAGCCAUCAUGAGGCUGAGCAUGUGGACCAUUACACCCCAGAGCUGGACUAUAAGCAUCCGCAGUGGUGUCAUUCAUUGAAACUAUCCAACGGGGAGCUGACAUGCUCCUCGCCCCGUGGGGGGAAUAGUAGGAGCUCACUGGCCACACGCUGCCUAUUGUCUUGUGACCGGGGGUAUAAACUGCUGGGUCGAUCAUCCGUGCAAUGCAUGGCCAACCGCCGCUGGUCCGGAACAGCUCACUGCCGAAAGGUGCGCUGCCAUGUGCUACCUCUGGUCGAGCAUGGUACCUACAGCUGCAACAAAGGCUUUGUGGUUGACUCCAGGUGUGACUACACAUGCUUUCAGGGCUACCAGAUUGAAGGGGACCACUAUCGUGUUUGCCGGGAGGGAGGGACCUGGAGUGGAGCAGAGCCAACCUGUGCAGAUCAUGAGCCUCCCAAACUGAAAUGUCCUUUGUCCAGAGUGAAGGUAGCAGAACCAGGAAAACUCACUGUCACAGUGUCCUGGGAUCGUCCUGUUGCCACAGAUACUGCUGAAAGAUCGCUACAGCUCUUUCGAAAUGGACAAGAAUCCAAUUCAGAAUUUAGCGAGGGAGAACAUGUCAUUCGCUAUAAGGUAUAUGACCAGGCCCGCAACAUGGCCUCCUGCAAAUUCACAGUGCGUGUUGAAGUGAAGAGAUGUCCAGUGUUAAAGGCCCCCCUGCAUGGAUACCUGAGCUGCUCUUCUGACGGGAAUAAUUACGGAGCUGUGUGCGAGUACCACUGUGAUGCUGGCUAUGAGAGAAGUGGCGUGGCUACCCGAGUGUGCCUGCUGAACCGUAACUGGUCCGACCAAGCCUCCGACUGUGUCAUGAUGGAGAUAAAAACUGAUGUCAGGUCAGCUGGGGCCCUGCUUGACCAGUUCUAUGAGAAGAGGAGACUUCUUAUUGUGUCCACCCCAAGCGUAACUGACCAGUACUACAAGCUUCAGAAUAUCAUGAUACAGACAGCAUCAUGUGGUCUGGACCUUCGCCAUGUGACAGUGAUUGAGCUGUUAGGCACUCCACCGAAAGAAGUGGGCCGGAUAAAAGGGCAGUACCUAGAGGCUGAGGUUAUAGAGGGUCUCAGGCAGGCUCUUCAGAUCAGCCGGUCCUACUUCACUAUGGUGCUGGUGGAUGAAAUGGGGUUAGAUCGGGAACGUUUCGUCAAUCCCACGACGUCGGAGGAACUAUAUUCUUACAUUGAGGAGUACCUACUCACGGAGGAGGAGCAAGAGAGGCUGGAGGUAAACAGAGACCUCUGUGACUAAGCUCAGAAUGGGCCACACCAGCACUCGGCACAAGAGAGGACACAACUAGCAAAGCUGUGCUUUGUAGAAAUACUACAUUAAAUGAUUAGUUAUUGUUGUUUUCAUACGCAAUAAAUCAUUAUCUUGACUGUGGUGUCAACGUCAGUAUAUGUGGGUAGACUUUUAGUAAGUGAUUUAUUUAGUAAGUUUAUAAUGGGUUAUGUUUAUUAAACUUUUUAGGUGUCAAGGUAUUUCAAAAUUCCCAGCCUACAGAACAGACAACAGAUGAUGGAACAUGUAAUUUAAUAUUUAUUUAGUGCACUUUGUAUAUAUUAUUUGAGAGGUGCUUAGUAUGGCCAGAAGCUAUAGCCACUAACAACUAUGCUAUUAGACAGUAAAUAAUUGCCAUAUAUACAUUGUCUUUCAGUUUUGUUUUGUUUUUUUUACUACUUAAUUUUAUAGAAAAUAGUGAAUAAAUACUACUGCGUAAGAUAAAAGAUUGUCUAGUUAAUCUACCUUGAGUUUGUACUUUUCAUAAUGAAAUGUACAUUUAUUUUUUAAAACAAAGAUUUACAAAUAUGCAAAAUAAAAAAAAAGUUUCAUUUUAAAAUUUAA
Messenger RNA from Electrophorus electricus (electric eel), 2105 nucleotides. RefSeq names its product sushi-repeat containing protein X-linked 2 (gene srpx2). Gene Ontology annotation, molecular function: signaling receptor binding. The record is from RefSeq and is a predicted model, not a curated record. Lineage: Eukaryota; Metazoa; Chordata; Actinopteri; Gymnotiformes; Gymnotidae. Gene Ontology annotation, biological process: positive regulation of synapse assembly; cell-cell adhesion; positive regulation of cell migration involved in sprouting angiogenesis.